AGAGAGAGAGAGAGGGCAGGACCAUCCAUCUGUUCUUCUUUUCUUUAUUUCCUCCAUUUGAUAUGUAAAACCCUCACCGUUCCGAUCUUCUCCUGCAGUCUUUUGUUGACAGAGAGAGGAGAGAGAGGUUUCAUCGCACGGCGCGGUUGAGAUACAGAGUGGCCCCAUCGCACAUCUCGGUUGAUUGCUGCGAUCAACAUGUCUAGGUUUUUUGGUUGUGCCAUUUUAUGAAGGGGGAGUGGGGAGAGGAGGGCAAGAGUGGAAUCUGUAGAAAAUUGAUUGUUUUUGUUUCCUCUGUGUGUGUCUGGUGGGUUCCGUUUCGUGAGGAGGAAACUUGUGGAAUUGGAGUUUGGACGUGAGGAGGAGGGUGGUUGUGCAGUGCGUGCGGAAUGGACACGGUGGUGCUCGACGACAUCAUCAGUCGGCUGCUUGAGGUCAGAGGGGCGAAGCCCGGCAAGCAAGUUCAGCUCUCAGAGAACGAGAUCCGGCAACUUUGCGUCGUUUCCAAGGAGAUUUUCAUGCAGCAACCCAAUCUGUUGGAGCUUGAAGCACCCAUCAAAAUUUGCGGUGAUAUCCAUGGUCAAUAUUCUGAUCUACUGAGACUUUUUGAGUAUGGUGGUUUGCCUCCACAAGCGAAUUACUUAUUUUUAGGGGAUUAUGUUGAUCGAGGAAAGCAAAGCUUGGAGACAAUCUGUCUUCUCCUUGCAUAUAAAAUCAAGUAUCCAGAGAACUUCUUUCUUUUGAGGGGUAACCAUGAAUGUGCUUCUAUAAACCGCAUAUACGGAUUUUAUGAUGAGUGCAAGAGGCGAUUUAAUGUGCGGUUGUGGAAAGUUUUUACAGAUUGUUUUAACUGUUUGCCUGUGGCAGCUCUAAUUGAUGAAAAGAUACUCUGCAUGCAUGGUGGUCUUUCUCCUGAUCUCAAUCAUCUAGACCAAAUUAGAAAUUUAAAUCGUCCAACUGAUGUCCCAGAUACUGGUUUUCUAUGUGAUUUGUUGUGGUCUGACCCAAGUAAGGAAGUUCAGGGAUGGGGAAUGAAUGAUAGAGGGGUAUCCUAUACCUUUGGCCCUGACAAAGUUGCAGAGUUUCUGGAGAGGCAUGAUCUAGAUCUUAUCUGCCGUGCUCACCAGGUUGUGGAAGAUGGAUAUGAAUUCUUUGCUGACAGACAGCUUGUAACAAUAUUUUCUGCACCAAAUUAUUGUGGUGAAUUUGAUAAUGCCGGUGCUAUGAUGAGCGUGGAUGAAACUCUGAUGUGCUCUUUUCAAAUACUAAAGCCUGCCGAAAAGAAAUCAAAGUAUCUUUAUGGAAGUUCAAAUGCUGCUAUGGUUAAACCUGGAACAGGACAAACUGGAGUCAAGCCUUUCCUGGGACCGAAAGCAUGAGGUUCAAGAUUUGAUGAAGGUGCAGUUGCACAUUAAAUAUACCCCGUUUUGGCUGCAUCAUCUAAAUUCAUUUAAUUAGCGAAGACUAUUUUAUCUGGGAGCAGAGGUCUAGAAGCGCUGAUAUACAAUAUUCACAAAGGAUUGCAAUGGGACUGCAAAUAAGAUUACUCCAAUUUCCAAGCUUAUUAUUGUGGCAGGCCCAUCUUUUGAAUGCAUGAUUUUCAUCUAAUGCAUGAAGUACAUUCUUCCGAAAGGUGGUGUAUAUAGUUGCAUUUCACCAACAAAGAUUUCGGGCGAUAACUAUAUUAUUGCCUCCACGCUGAAACCUGAACAUCAUGUAAUUGCCUUCAAGUCGUGGAUCAUGAAGAUUGCUUUUGACAAGCAAUUGCAUGGUUUGGCAUCAAUAUUUGUGAUUACUCUUACCAGGGGUCUCACUGUCUCCGGUUUGUGUUGUUGGGGACUUUGUUGUAGGAGUUUAUUAGAAACUUGGUAUACCGCAUUGCAGUUUGUGGUUUCA
Nymphaea colorata (pocket water lily) is the source of this 1896-nucleotide messenger RNA. RefSeq names its product serine/threonine-protein phosphatase PP1-like. The transcript has 4 exons. Gene Ontology annotation, cellular component: nucleus; cytoplasm. The coding region runs from base 390 to 1379 and encodes 329 amino acids. Gene Ontology annotation, molecular function: protein serine/threonine phosphatase activity. NCBI's taxonomy places the organism in Eukaryota, Viridiplantae, Streptophyta, Magnoliopsida, Nymphaeales, Nymphaeaceae. The record is from RefSeq and is a predicted model, not a curated record.